Molecule: messenger RNA, 1519 nt
Organism: Rubroshorea leprosula
Lineage: Eukaryota; Viridiplantae; Streptophyta; Magnoliopsida; Malvales; Dipterocarpaceae
Source: the annotation of a GenBank genome assembly
UACAAAAACUAGUGUUCACUUAAAUUAGUUCUAGACAACUACUAAAUUACUACUAGAGGAGUUCUACUUGAAUUUUAAGUUUUGUGCAUCUUUAAGCUCUCCCUUCUUUUCAUUUGCUGCCAUUUUGUGCAGCUUUCAUUUUCAUUUGCUGCCAUUUGAGGCAGCUUUGACACCACAACUCCAACAUUCACUUUGUUUUUUUUUUUGAAAAUAGAUGGCAAAGAGUGAGAACAAACAAUAAAGCAGUCAUCACCUCAAGUAAUGAAGAGAGAGGGAGAGCAGAUUCAUGGGAUCCACGGUCAAGAAGAUUUUGACCCAAGUGCACCCCCACCGUUUAGGAUAGGAGAUAUUCGAGCUGCCAUUCCUAAGCACUGCUUGAUCAAAAAUCCAUGGAGGUCCAUGAGUUAUGUAUUCAGGGACGUCCUUGUUAUUUUUACAUUGGUAGGAGCUGUACUAUACUUUGAUAAUUGGUAUAUUUGGCCUUUCUAUUGGGUUGCCCAGGGUACAAUGUUCUGGGCCCUGUUUGUUCUCGGACAUGACUGCGGUCAUGGAAGUUUUUCCGAUAAUGGCACCUUGAAUACUAUAGUGGGACAUAUCUUACACUCAUCAAUUCUUGUUCCUUAUCAUGGAUGGAGGAUAAGUCACAAGACUCACCAUCAAAACCACGGACAUGUUGAAAAAGAUGAGUCAUGGGUCCCGCUGCCUGAGAAGAUCUACCGGAGUUUGGAAAUCAAAACUCGAAUUUUGAGAUUCACUUUGCCCUUCCCCUUGUUAGCAUACCCUCUAUAUCUUUGGUAUAGAAGUCCAGGAAAGGAAGGAUCACACUUCAAUCCUUACAGUGACUUGUUCUCCCCCAAAGAAAGGAAGCUUGUGAUGAUCUCAACUGCCUGUUGGGUACUGGUUACUUUUCUGCUUGGAUAUUUGUGCUUCCUGAUAAGCCCAAUCCAGAUGCUUAAGCUCUAUGGUGUUCCUCAUUUGAUUUUCGUAGCAUGGUUGGAUGGUGUCACUUACUUGCAUCAUCAUGGCUAUGAGCAGAAGCUUCCCUGGUACAGGGCCGAGGAAUGGAACUACCUGCGAGGAGGGCUUACGACAGUAGACCGUGAUUAUGGCCUGUUCAAUAACAUCCACCAUGACAUUGGCACUCAUGUCAUACACCAUCUUUUCCCUCAAAUCCCGCACUAUCACCUAGUUGAAGCGACUGAGGCAGCUAAAGCAGUACUUGGAAGGUACUACCGGGAGCCAAAAAAAUCAGGGCCUAUUCCUUUUCAUUUACUCAAGAUUCUGCUGACAAGCCUUGGCGAAGAUCAUUUUGUGAGUGACACUGGAGACAUUGUUUAUUAUCAAACCGAUGAGGCCCUAUAUAACUUCUUCAAGACCAAGUCUGCCUGAUUGUUUAGGAGCAAAUGGUAGCAGCAUCUUCUCUUGUUUGCGAGUUCAAAAAUAUAUAUGUACUCUGUCAGUUAGUGUAGCAGGAAGGAAGACUUUAAACAUUAUUUUGUAAUAAAUUUAAGUCCAAAAU